Molecule: messenger RNA, 2009 nt
Organism: Argentina anserina (silverweed cinquefoil)
Lineage: Eukaryota; Viridiplantae; Streptophyta; Magnoliopsida; Rosales; Rosaceae
Product: U11/U12 small nuclear ribonucleoprotein 65 kDa protein
Exons: 12
Coding region: 92-1465 (457 amino acids)
Biological process (GO): mRNA splicing, via spliceosome
Cellular component (GO): U12-type spliceosomal complex
Molecular function (GO): pre-mRNA intronic binding; protein binding; U12 snRNA binding
Source: RefSeq, a predicted model, not a curated record
AACCACCACCGCGGCCCCAAAGCCCCGAAUUUAAACCAUCGUCUUCAUCAGCUUCGUAGACCCACAUCUCAAUUUCGCAAAUAUCAACACGAUGUUUCACCACCCACAACAGCAGCAGCAACAACAACAGCAACAUUUGGGUUAUGAAGAAGCAGCACCAAGCAGUAGCAGCAAGGCGAGUCUGUUGAUUCGUCACCUCCCAGAAGCCAUCCCCGAAGAGACCCUCUUCCGCUUACUCUCCCACUACGGCGCUUCUUCCGUCCGCUCCUGCUCUCCUACCGGCAGGUUGAGAAACUGUGCUUUUGUCGAUUUCCAAAACGAGGGUUUGGCUUACCAAGCACACCGCCAGCUCAAUGGGUUGAGGUUUCUUGGCAAGGUGUUGAAAGUGGAGAGGGCUACUAGCAAUAGUGACAAGGCAUUGCCGGAUGGAAAGAAGGAUGCGGUUUCUAUGCCCCCCAAUUCGACAUCUUCUUCGACUGCCAAAAGAGACACUGGAGAAGCUGAGGUUUUGAGAUCAGAGGCUAUCGCCCCGAGGCUUGGGGUGGAUUACUGCUUUCCUCCUCACAUUGAGUAUGCUUACCCACCACCAGAUGGAAAUAUCCUGACCAACAUUGUAAAUGCUCUUAUUGCCGUUCCUCGCUUUUACACUCAGGUUUUGCACUUGAUGAACAAAAUGAAUAUCCCAGCUCCAUUUCGCAUGGCUCUUCCCUCUCCACCUCUACCACCUGCAGCACCUGUGCCAUCUCCCCCACCUCCCCCUCCUCUAGCUGCAAGGCCUCCCGCUGCAGAUAUAUCAAGUGACGAGUCUGAAAUGGAGUCUUCAGAUGAGGAGGAGGUGUCGAUGGGAGCUUCAAGAGGAAAGAAACGUGUCAGACGAGAAUCUAUUAUUGGUCCUGCUGUUGAUAAAGGUGUAGCACAUGAAAAUGUUGGAUUAAAAAAAGCUACAUUAGUUCCAAAAGAGAUGCCGAUGAUAAAGAAGAAGAAUCCGCUGCUACAUAUAACGAUUGCCCAGAAAGUUGUUAACAAUGAGCAUAAAGAUGACAGCACCACCAAAGAAGAAGAGCUUCCGGAAACUGAGAGUUCAGUUGUUAACCCUUUUGCAACUCCAGAAGAACUAGAAAAAGGAAAGUUGCCUCCAGAAGAAAUAUUAUCGCUUCCAAUGUUUAAGAACUAUACUGCCGGGACUCCUGCCCCCGUGUUGUAUAUAAAGAACUUGGCAAAGGACAUUGUUGCUGAUGACUUCUACUACAUAUUUGGGUCAUUAUUUGGAAGCGUUGAUGCAGCCAAAUCUGGUCUCAGCGUGAAGCUAAUGCAGGAAGGAAGAAUGAGGGGCCAAGCUUUCGUGACAUUUCCUUCAGUUGAACAAAGCCAAUAUGCUUUGAAUCUAGUGAAUGGGUAUGUAUUCAAGGGCAAACCAAUGAUCAUCCAGUUUGGCCGUAAUCCUGCAGCUGCUAAAGCAACUUAAGUAGACAGUAUCAGGGAAAUUUCCAAGGAAUCAUCAAGCAAGAAUAUGGAAUGCCCUGGGCGAGAGAAACUUCAGAGAUAUUCCAUGGAGCAAAACUGGAUUUGGAGCUGGUGCUGGCUGGAGGAUACAUGCUGGUCCCGACAAGACAUUUCCUGCAUCAGCUAACAGACUAACAUACAUAAUUUCUCACUAAUUUCAUGCUGUAUCAAAAGUCUCGGUGCCAGCUGGCUGGUUGUUUUAACUGGGUUAUACAGGAAGGUUCAAGCAAGGAUAUCAUUCAAGCAAAGCUUAGUCCAUCCAGAGUUAUUUGCAGUUGUAGAGUCUUAUGCAGGGUACCAAUUGUAAUUAUCUUACAAGCCGUCCUUGUAGUUAUUUUUACAAAUUGGAAAAUAAUCUCACUUACAGACUGAAUGAAGAUACAAUUAUGAGAAGCCUGUAAAGGCUGAAAGAAAAAUAUACUAUGAAAGAUUUGCAAAUCUGCACCCCCAAAGUUGACAAUCUGCAGUUUUGCAUUUCUUUUUCUUCCAUGGUCUGAUAACAUGAG